This is a messenger RNA of Agelaius phoeniceus (red-winged blackbird), 1526 nucleotides long. RefSeq names its product fibrinogen gamma chain (gene FGG). NCBI's taxonomy places the organism in Eukaryota, Metazoa, Chordata, Aves, Passeriformes, Icteridae. Gene Ontology annotation, cellular component: fibrinogen complex. Gene Ontology annotation, molecular function: signaling receptor binding; protein-macromolecule adaptor activity; extracellular matrix structural constituent. The record is from RefSeq and is a predicted model, not a curated record. Gene Ontology annotation, biological process: positive regulation of heterotypic cell-cell adhesion; platelet aggregation; fibrinolysis.
AUGGGGCUGAGGUUGUGCCACUGGGCUCCCCUGGGGUCUCUCCUCGCCCUGCUCGUUUCCAGCAGCAUGGCGUACAUUGCUACCAGAGAAAACUGCUGCAUACUGGAUGACAGAUUUGGUAGCUUCUGCCCAACAACUUGUGGCAUUGCAGAUUUCUUUGCUAAAUACCAUUCCAUUGUGGAUAAUGACCUGCUGGAAAUGGAGAGACUUUUGCAGCGUAUUUCUAAUGCCACAGUAACAGCAGGCCAUCUGAUCCAACACAUCCAAGGCCUCUAUCCUUCAGAAAAGCAGACAUUACCAAAUUCAAUUGAUGAUUUCACUCAAAAGUCCAGGAAAAUAAUUGAAGAAAUUAUCAGAUAUGAAAACACUAUAUUGUCUCAUGAAACUACUAUCCAACAGUUGACAGACACACAUAUAAUGAACGGCAACAGGAUCACAGAGCUGAAACAGAAGAUUGCCCAGCUUGAGUCACUCUGCCAGGAGCCGUGCAAGGACCGGGCUGAAAUUCACGAGACAACUGGAAGAGAUUGUCAAGACAUUGCAAAUAAGGGUGCAAGGAAAAGUGGACUGUACUUUAUCAAGCCUCAGAAAGCCAAGCAGUCAUUCCUAGUCUACUGUGAGAUUGACUCAUAUGGCAAUGGCUGGACAGUACUACAAAGGAGACUGGAUGGGAGCGAAGACUUCAGUAGAAAUUGGGUUCAGUACAAGGAAGGAUUUGGACAUCUGUCUCCAGAUGACACCACUGAGUUCUGGCUGGGCAAUGAAAAGAUGCAUUUAAUAACUACACAGUCCACUCUGCCAUAUACCUUACGAAUAGAGCUGGAGGACUGGAGUGGCAAAAAAAGCACUGCUGACUACGCUGUGUUCAGAGUGGGGAGUGAAGAGGACAAGUACCGACUGACCUACGCCUACUUCAUUGGCGGCGACGCCGGGGAUGCCUUUGAUGGAUUCAAUUUUGGGGAUGACCCAAGUGAUAAAUCCUACACCUACCACAAUGGCAUGAGGUUCAGUACCCACGACAAUGACAACGAUAACUAUGAAGGCAACUGUGCUGAGCAGGACGGAUCUGGGUGGUGGAUGAAUAGAUGUCAUGCUGGCCACCUCAAUGGCAAAUAUUAUGUAGGUGGUGUGUACACAUCAGAAGAUGCUGGUCCAUCUGGAUUUGACAAUGGCAUUAUCUGGGCAACCUGGCGUGACCGGUGGUACUCCAUGAAGAAAUCGGCAAUGAAAAUCAUCCCAUUCAACAGACUGUCAGUGGAUGGACAGCAGCACAACUUAGACAAUGUCAAACAGGUUGGAGACGCAUAAAGAACAAUUUGGAAAAGUCUUAACAGGAAAAUUUUCCAGUCUGAACAGGAAAAGCAAAUCUUUUCUUAAACACUGAACUUAGCAAAACAUUACACAGUUUUGACUAUAAAGCAACAUUGACUGUAAGAUACCCAAACCUCUUCCCUGAGCAGUGCAUACCUCUGUUGAUGGUUGGUUUUUUUUUCUGUACACAUUCUCAAUAAAUUUUUGAUUAUAAC